AUGACGACGAUACGGACACGGAACGGAUUGUGGCUUUUAGUGGUUUUUACAGUUUCCGUUGCAUUUGGAAAUGCUGAAAUAUUGGAGGGUGCACCACCAAAAUUUCAAGUUCUCCGUGCUCACGCUUCUGAUGUCCCACAACUAAACGCACUCCGAGAUAUUCAACACAAAACUGAAAACGAACUCGAUUUCUGGCAAACACCUUCAAAAGUCGGCCAUCGAGCUGAUAUAAUGGUGGAUGCUGAUCGAAUGGAAUGGUUGGAUGCGGUGCUAAAAAGCUCAAAUAUCAGCUAUGAUGUUAUCAUUGAUGAUGUUCAAAAAUUGAUUCUGGAAAAGGAACAUGGACCUUCGAGAUACUCAAAAUUGUUGUUCUCCAAAAGAAUGCACAAUGAAGGAGGGAACAGAGCGAGGUAUGGGUUCGGCGAGUAUCACAGUUAUCAAACAAUAUGUGAUUGGAUGAUAGAUAUUGAGAAAAAGUAUCCGGAUAAGGCAAAAGUGUUCACUAUGGGCACAACGGUGGAGGGUAGACCAAUUCAAGGAAUAAAGAUUGGAAAUCAAGUAUGGAGAAAUGAUAAAAGAAUAUUCUGGAUUGAUGGAGGAAUUCAUGCAAGAGAAUGGGCAGCCGUGCAUACAACACUUUGGUUCAUAGAUAGAUUGAUAGCUGAUUACAACGAUGAUGCUUUGGUCCGAACUGCUGUUGAUCGUCUUAAUUUUUACAUUCUUCCGGUGGCUAAUCCAGAUGGAUACGAGUAUUCCAGAAGUGAUGUAUCACCGAUGGUUCGCUUAUGGCGAAAAAAUCGUGCUGGCGUCGUCUGUAAAAAGGAUCGUUGGUUCAGAGACAGAUGUUGUGGUGGAGUUGAUUUGAAUAGAAACUAUGAUUGGCAUUUUGGAGAAACUGGUUCAAGCACGGAUAAAUGUUCGGAAAUUUAUCAAGGAAGUUCAGCAUUCAGUGAAAUCGAAACAAGAUCGAUGAGAGAUUUUCUGACAUCUCCAGAGUUGAAUGGAAAAAUUGACGCAUUCAUCACACUUCACACCUACUCUCAAAUGUGGAUCCAUCCAUAUUCGCAUGCGAGAAAAAGUGUUCCAGCUGAUGUUGCCGAACUGGAACGAGUUGGAAAAGCGGCUGUAGCUGCUCUGGAAAACACUUAUGGAACACAGUACAAGUUUGGAACAGGAUCAGAUAUUCUCUAUCCAUCUGCUGGAGGUUCGGAUGAUUGGGCCAAGGGAACUCUUCGUAUCAAAUAUGUAUAUUUGCUAGAACUCAGACCGGGAGAGGAUGUCUGGGAUGGUUUCAUUCUCGAUCAACAUCAAUUGAUUCCAACUGCCAAAGAAACAUGGAACGGAGUUAAAGUUGUCAUCAGAGCUGUUUCAGAUCAAGCUGCAUCACUUCCUGAUUCUAUCGCUUCAACUUUGCCUCCGAUAACGUUACCGCCCCCUCCGCCAACUACUACUACUACAACAACUGCUGCUCCGACAACAACCACAACUCAAUGGACAACGACUCCAUGGACUACGACUCCAUGGACGAGCACUCCUUGGACCACGACGCCUUGGACUACAACAGCUCCAUUUUCAAGUAUAUUUAUCGUCACUGAACCCGCACCUGUCACCCGCACCACGCCCACACAUCUCGACGCUUUCUAUAAACUCGGCAAACGUCGCUUUAAAUUCGUUUCCAUCAAAACAUUCCUUCCAACGCUUCCCACUACCCCAAUGCCUGUUCAAACUCCUGCUUUGCCUCCCACUUUUACACCACCAACUCCCUCUUUUCCUGCAUUUUCGCACCAUUCUGCUUUCUUAUUUUCCUCUUCAUUCUCUCAAACCACUUCACUGCCUUUUGUCACUGUUGUUGGUCCAAAUGAGAACAACGAAGUGAUUGAUGAUUUUGAAGGUGCUUCGCCACGUGUCCUUCCUGCGUUUGUUCGUCGACCAAAUGGUAGUGUUGUUAGAACGAACACUCGUCGUCCGGGAUCUCGUCAAUUCAUGCGUCGCCCCGGAGGCUUUGCUCAACAGAGAAUUGUCCAAUUCAGGAAUAGAUCUCCCAACCGAGGUCAAACUUCAAAUACAAAUCAGAGACCACCACAGGUAAGUCAUCGAGUAGCUUCUGGAUCUCAAUACGCCUUUCAGCAACAACAGCAAAGACCGCGGGGCAAUUGCGUUGACCGUUCUGCUUGGUGUGCAUCUUGGCUCAGUGCCAAUUCUCAAGUCUGUCAGAUUUCUGCCAUCUACAUGAGACAAGACUGUGCAAGAACUUGUAGAUUCUGUUGA
Messenger RNA from Caenorhabditis briggsae, 2268 nucleotides. The record is from RefSeq and is a predicted model, not a curated record. Gene Ontology annotation, biological process: proteolysis. NCBI's taxonomy places the organism in Eukaryota, Metazoa, Nematoda, Chromadorea, Rhabditida, Rhabditidae. Gene Ontology annotation, molecular function: metallocarboxypeptidase activity; zinc ion binding. The coding region runs from base 1 to 2268 and encodes 755 amino acids. The transcript has 13 exons.